This is a messenger RNA of Lagopus muta (rock ptarmigan), 4555 nucleotides long. Its product is annotated as guanylate-binding protein 1-like. The transcript is spliced from 8 exons. Gene Ontology annotation, molecular function: GTP binding; GTPase activity. Bases 2328 to 4544 code for a protein of 738 amino acids. NCBI's taxonomy places the organism in Eukaryota, Metazoa, Chordata, Aves, Galliformes, Phasianidae. The record is from RefSeq and is a predicted model, not a curated record.
AGGAAAUGGACCUGGGGGUAUUGAUUGAUGCUCAGCUGAACGUGGGCCAGCACUGUGCCUGGGUGUCCAAGAAGGCCAAUGGCAGCCUGGCUUGCAUCAGGAACGGUGCUGCCAGCAGGAACAGGGAAGUGAUCAUCCCCUUGUACUCAGCUCUGGUGAAGCAGCACCUCGAGUACAGUGUCCAGUUUGGGGCCCCUCACUGCAAGAAAGACAUUGUUCAAAGCAGGUUCAAAGAAGGGCAACAAAGCUGGUGAGGGGUCUGGAGCACAGGGCUGAUGAGCAGCAGCUGAAGGAGCUGGCAUUGUUCAGUCUGGAGAAGAGGAGGCUCAGGGGAGACCCUAUUGCUCUCUAUAACUACCUGAACGGAGGUUGUAGUGAGCUGGAGAUCAGCCUCUUCUCUCGUGUAACUGGUGAUAGAACUAGAGGGAAUGGCUUCAAGUUGCACCAGGGGAGAUUUAGGCUGGAUGUUGGGAAAUGCUACUUUUCUGAAAGAGUGGUCAGGCAGUGGAAUGGGCUGCCAGGGAGGUGGUGGAGUCACCGACCCUGGAGGUGUUCAAGGAACGUUUGGAUUUUGUGAUGAGGGACGUGGUUUAGUGAGUGCUAUUGGUGAUGGGUGGAUGUUUGACUGGAUGAUUUUGAAAGUCUUUUCCAACCUUGGUAAUUCUGUAAUUCUGUGAUUUUGUGAUUCUGUGAUGGGGCACUGAUGCAGGAGUGCUUCAGGCAUGAGGCAAUGGUGCUGCAGAUGUAGAUAGAGGGGCUGCAGGAGGAGAAGCACUGCAUCCAUCAGCCGGGGCUGUCACGGGCUCCGUGGUUGAGCAGCGGUGCCAUGCGGUGCUGCAGGAGCUUUGGAGGGAUGUGGAGCUGUGCCUGCAGAGUGGGGACUACGUGGCACCUGGUGGUGCACAGCCGUUCAAGGAGGGCUUCAAGCGUGAGGCAGCAGCCAUGCAGGAGCUGAUCACACAGCUGCAGAAGGAGAACACGGAGGUGGGCCCCUUGGUUAGCUCCGCUCUGAACGUUCUGAGCAUUUCUGCAAUGUUCCUGCCUGGUCUGGCAGUCAAGCCUUUCAACAAACUGCAGCGUGUGACAUAGCCUGUCCCCCAGCAGCUGUCCCUGCAGUAAAUGCUGUUGGUGUGGUACUGCCUGUCUGUGCACUGUUUUUGUAGCAAUCAGUACCUGCUGCUCUUUCCUUUGUAGCAGCCAGAUUUUCUGACAGGACAAACAAGACAGACAGCUGCUUGAUGUUGUCUUUGUUUGCAGCUAUUCCAAAUACCCAUCGAUUUCCCUUGGGAUCCUUAAAAUUCCUCCUUCUGAGGCAAUUGACACCAAGUAUACAUGGAGCCCUCGGGCCAGUCACAAUCAGGUGCUUUUGCCAGUCCUUACAAGUGAGGCUUAUUUCAGCCUCCAACACAGGUCAUUAUUGGGAACCCCCCGUCACCCCAGCAAUACAAAUUGGUUUUGUGCCUUGAUUUCAGGACAUCACAGUGCACUGCGUGCCAGUGUCCACCAGUGCCUCAUGUUUCUGUUGUUCUGAUGUGCCACGCUAUUGAAUCCACACAGUCCAAUAUAUUCUGUUGCCCUUUUCCCCUCCUGGCUGGGGGCACGGCCCUUCUAUUGGUUAACUCUAUAGUUCUUCUUCCUUCAUCACAAUCAUGGUCCUAAGAGUUUUUGCCAUAUCCUGCAGCAACAGGAGCAAUCACCUUUUUGGAGGAGAUCACCUUGGUGGAUGAUCUGUCUUGUAAUUCUCUUAUCCAUGCUCAUAGUGCCAUGACACAUCAUGAGGCUGUGUGGUGGUGGUACCAGAGCAAGAGCUCUGGACAGCUGACAGGUCUUCCAGUGCUUUCUGCUCCACGAUCUUCCCAGGCACAGAGCUGAGGCUUUCCAGCCUGCAGUUCCCGAGUCCUCCUUCCUGCCUUUCUUACAAAUGGCAGCGAUGUUUGCCUUUUUCCAGUCUCUGGGGACAUCUGCCAGCCAGGCGGCUCAGCAACUGCAUCAGCCAGCUCACUCCGUACAAACAGCAGCAGGGGCUGGGCCCUGCAUGGCCAGCACAGUGAGGCUGCUGUGCAGUGGUGCAGGCACACUCUGGCUGUACCGUGGUGUUGUGUGAUUGCGUGGUGGUACAGGUGCAUUUUGGCUGCAGCAUUGGAGGUUCAGUGUUGUGGUGCUGGCACACUGUGUCUGUACCAUAGAGGUACUGUGCUCUGCUGUCGGGGCAUUGUGGAUGCACCUUGGCAUUGUGAGGCAGUAGCAGCACGGCUCCAUGUCCCACAGGACAUGAGGCACUGGUGCUGGACUGCUUCAGGCAUGAGGCAAUGGUACUGCAGCUGUAGAUGAAGUGGCUGCAGGAGGAGAAGCGCUGCAUCCAGCAGCCAUGGGUGUCAUGGGCCCUGUGGUUGUGCUGUCCCUGCCCUCAGUGGCCAGCUAGGUGUCAGGCACUGUCAGCAAAGUGCUGCAGCAUGCUGGAGCUCUUAUCCCCACCAGCAGUCCCUGCAGUGAAUCCACCAAUAUGGUACAGGUCAUGUGAUUUCAGUGAAUUAAGCAGUAUUCCGAGAAUUAGUAUUCCAGGAAAGGAAGAGAAAAAAGGGAAAAUCAAAGACACAGGAUGUGGAGGGUGGGGAGGAGCGAGACCUGGCUUCGCUAUAUAUUGCAGUUUCCAGUCUGUGAUCACAGCAGGCAGCAGCACAACCAUGGACGCUCCGAUGCUCCCGAUGCCGGCUCCCCUCUGCCUGGUGACCAACAAGGACAGCGUGCUGUCCCUCGACCGCAGGGCGCUGGCAGUGCUGCGCAGUGUCACCCAGCCCCUGGUGGUGGUGGCCAUCGCUGGGCUGUACCGCACUGGGAAGUCCUACCUGAUGAAUCAGCUGGCGCAGAAACGCACUGGUGAGCAGAGGGGGAAACCCCAUGCGUUUGGAGGGGCAUCUUGUGGGAUUUCUGACAGCUCACUGCCCACAGGCUUCCCGCUGGGCCCCACGGUGCAUGCGGAGACCAAGGGCAUCUGGAUGUGGUGCCUGCCCCACCCGCGCCGGCAGGGAGUGACCUUGGUGCUGCUGGACACCGAGGGGUUGGGAGACCCCAAAAAGGAUGACGAUGACAGCAACUCCUGGAUCUUCACGCUGGCGGUGUUGCUCUCCAGCACCCUGGUGUACAACAGCAUUGGCACCAUUGACCAGUGGGCACUGGAGCAGCUGCGGCUGGUAACGGAGCUGACAGAGCACAUCCGUGUGCGGGAGGAGAACGACAACCCAACAUCCAACUUUGUCCGCGUCUUCCCGUGCUUCGUCUGGACCGUGCGUGACUUCACACUGCAGCUGCGGGCCCUGAGUGAGGAUGAGUACCUGGAUGACAUACUGCGACUGCAGACCGGGGAUGGGAAGAAGGCCAAGGAGCGCAAUGAGCUGCGGAGCUGCCUGCGCAACUUCUUUCCCCGCCGCAAGCUGUUCACGAUGGAGCGGCCGGCAGCUGAUGCGGAUCUGCAGCGGUUGGAGGAGCUGCGGGAGGACGAGCUGCAGCCAGGCUUCCGGAAGCAGGUGGACGCCUUCUGCCGGUACAUCUGGGAGGAGGCGCCGGUGAAGGUGUUGCUGGGUGGGCACCAGGUGACGGGCAACGUGCUGGCAGGCCUGGCGGAGAAAUACGUGGCGGCCAUCACCAGCGGCGCGGUGCCCUGCGUGGAGAGCGCAGUGACAGCGCUGGCACGGGCCGAGAACAGUGCAGCAGUGGAGGCGGCGGUGGCCGAGUACCAGCGGGGCAUGGAGCACGGCCUGGUGCUGCCCACAGCCUCACGCAGUGCUCUGGUGGCCGUGCAUCGGGACUGCGAGCAACGCGCCAUCACCCUCUUCCUGUCCCGUGCCUUUGCCGACCAUGAACGCCAGUACCAUGCAGAGCUGGUGGGCAAGCUGGAGGCGGCCAAGGACGAGUUCUGCCGGCGCAACGAGGAGGCGUCGGAGCAGCGGUGCCAUGCGGUGCUGCAGGAGCUUUGGAGGGAUGUGGAGCUGCGCCUGCAGAAUGGGGACUACGUGGCGCCUGGUGGUGCACAGCUGUUCAAGGAGGACCUGAACCGCGUGCUGGAGGAGUACAAGCGGCGGCCCGACAAGGGUGUCAGGGCGGAGGCGGUGCUGGAGGUGUUCCUGCGGGAGCGCGAGGGGCUGGCACAGGUGUUGAAGGCCACUGAGGUGCAGCUGGAGCUGGCGGAGCGGCAGCGGGAGGCAGCAGCGGCCGAGGCAGAGGCGGCCCAGAAGGCGGCAGAGGCAUGGCUGGAGGAGCAGCGGCGCACCAUGGAGGAGCACAAACGUCAGCUGGAGCAACAGUUGAAGGAGGAGCAGCGUGCGUGGCUGGAAGAGCAGCGGCGCUUAUUGGAGCACCACAAGAAGGAGAUUGAAGCACUGGUGCAGGAGGGCUUCAAGCGUGAGGCGGCAGCCAUGCAGGAGCUGAUCACACAGCUGGAGGAGGAGAAGAAGAACAGGGAGCGGGACACCCGGAUUAGCUCAGCUCUGAGCAUUUUGGCUGCAUUCCUGCCUGGUGCGGCAGGAAAACUUUUUAGGCCCAUGUGAUGUGGACUGUC